Alnus glutinosa is the source of this 435-nucleotide messenger RNA. RefSeq names its product LOB domain-containing protein 24-like. The record is from RefSeq and is a predicted model, not a curated record. Lineage: Eukaryota; Viridiplantae; Streptophyta; Magnoliopsida; Fagales; Betulaceae. The transcript has 2 exons. The coding region runs from base 1 to 435 and encodes 144 amino acids.
AUGAUCUCUGCUCGUUGUGCAGCUUGCAAGUAUUUGAGAAGAAGAUGCCCUUCCGAUUGCAUUUUCUCUCUUUAUUUCCCUCCCAACGAUCCUCAAAGAUUUGCUUCUGUUCACAAAAUCUAUGGUGCUAGCAAUGUUGCAAAGAUCCUCCAGCAACUCCCACUCACUCUCCGAGCUCAGGCAGCGGAAACAUUGUAUUUCGAGGCAAAAUGUCGUAUUGAAGAUCCUGUUUAUGGGUGUGUUGGCAUUAUCUCUCAAUUAUAUCAACAACUACACAACGGAGAAAGCGAGCUGGCUAAGACCCAAGCUGAGAUUGCCUUCCUCAAUUGUAAUCCACAAGUUCAGCCAAUUGAUGAAGCCAAUUCCAGCAACUUCAACAAUUUAUUGCCACAGCAAUAUUGUCCUCUUUCCACUCCAAAUUCUUGGUUUAAUUAG